Messenger RNA from Loxodonta africana (African savanna elephant), 5318 nucleotides. RefSeq names its product FtsJ RNA 2'-O-methyltransferase 3 (gene FTSJ3). NCBI's taxonomy places the organism in Eukaryota, Metazoa, Chordata, Mammalia, Proboscidea, Elephantidae. Gene Ontology annotation, molecular function: rRNA (uridine-2'-O-ribose)-methyltransferase activity; rRNA (guanine) methyltransferase activity. The record is from RefSeq and is a predicted model, not a curated record. Gene Ontology annotation, cellular component: preribosome, large subunit precursor; nucleolus; nucleus. Bases 478 to 3006 code for a protein of 842 amino acids. Gene Ontology annotation, biological process: maturation of LSU-rRNA from tricistronic rRNA transcript (SSU-rRNA, 5.8S rRNA, LSU-rRNA); maturation of 5.8S rRNA from tricistronic rRNA transcript (SSU-rRNA, 5.8S rRNA, LSU-rRNA); rRNA methylation. The transcript is spliced from 20 exons.
GUUCCGGGUCAUGAGUGGGACGUGCGGAAGACUAUACUAAGUAACAGGGGCCAUGACUGGAGGCUGGGUACUUGAUUCCGGAGCUUUGGAAGGGGAUCAGGAAGGGGAGGAACUCCCAAACGUUGCUCUCUAGAAAUGCGGUUUGUAGUUCAUGGACUCUGCCCUCCUGAUCCCAGCUUGCAAUUUAUAAGACUUGGGAAUGGAGCUUAGAGAAAAAUUAUGGCCACGCUCAAAAUGGCGGAAAACUUGGAGCCACGGACGCAAGGGGCGGAAGCGGAAAUACGUUUACUUCCUACAUGUGCCCCUCCAGGUGUGGUGUAAACGGCGCAGGACCUAGGUGAGUGGUGUGGAGCUAAGUGUGGAGUGUGAUUGCUGUGUGGAGUGGGAAAUGGAAAGCGGAAUCUAGUGCUUCGGGAGGAGACGUUCUCAAUUUCUCCGACCUUCUCCCCAUAUUGAGUGACACUCCCCCGUUCAACCAUGGGCAAGAAAGGAAAAGUCGGGAAGAGCCGGCGGGACAAGUUCUAUCACUUGGCGAAGGAGACCGGUUACCGCUCCCGCUCUGCUUUCAAGCUGAUCCAGCUCAAUCGCCGCUUCCAGUUCCUGCAAAAAGCCCGAGCCCUGCUGGACCUGUGUGCCGCGCCAGGGGGAUGGCUGCAAGUGGCUGCCAAGUUUAUGCCAGUGUCCAGUCUUAUAGUCGGAGUGGACCUGGUUCCAAUCAAGCCUCUCCCCAAUGUGGUGACACUCCAGGAGGACAUCACAACAGAACGCUGUCGACAGGCCCUAAGGAAGGAGCUGAAGACCUGGAAGGUUGAUGUUGUGCUCAAUGAUGGGGCACCCAACGUUGGGGCCAGCUGGGUCCAUGAUGCUUACUCACAAGCCCAUUUGACACUGAUGGCUCUGCGAUUGGCUUGUGAUUUUCUGGCUCGUGGUGGCUCUUUCAUCACUAAGGUUUUCCGCUCCCGAGACUAUCAGCCCCUGCUAUGGAUCUUCCAGCAGCUGUUCCGCCGUGUCCAGGCCACCAAGCCCCAAGCCUCUCGCCAUGAAUCUGCAGAGAUCUUUGUAGUCUGCCAGGGAUUCCUGGCUCCUGACAAGGUUGACAGUAAAUUCUUUGAUCCCAAAUUUGCCUUCAAGGAAGUUGAAGUUCAGGCUAAGACUGUUACUGAGUUGGUAACUAAGAAGAAGCCAAAAGCUGAAGGCUAUGCUGAGGGUGACUUCACUCUCUAUCACCGUGCGUCAGUCACUGACUUCCUACGAGCUGCCAACCCAGUUGACUUCCUCUCCAAGACCAGCGAAAUUUCGCUGGAUGAUGAUGAGUUGGUGCGGCACCCGGCCACCACUGAGGAUGUCCGGGCAUGCUGUCAGGAUAUCAAAGUGCUGGGGCGCAAGGAGCUCAGGUCCCUGCUGAACUGGAGAACAAAGCUUCGGCGACAUGUGGCCAAGAAGCUGAAAGAGCAAGCAAAGGCACUGGACAUCAGCCUCAGCUCUGGAGAGGAAGAGGAAGAAGGUAAUGAGGAAGAGUCAACAGCUGGGACCAUGAGGCAGUCCUCUAAGGAGGAGGAAGAGGAGGAACAACUAAACCAGACCUUGGCAGAGAUGAAAGCACAGGAGGUGGCGGAGCUGAAGAGGAAAAAAAAGAAGCUGCUGCGUGAGCAGAGAAAGCAGCGAGAGCGUGUGGAGCUAAAGAUGGAUCUGCCUGGGGUUUCCAUUGCAGAUGAGGGAGAAACCGGCAUGUUCUCCCUACGCAGUAUCCGUGGUCACCAGUUGUUAGCAGAAGUAGCACAAGGGGAUAUGAGCGCUGCAGACACGUUUCUGUCUGAUCUGCCACGGGAUGACAUCUACGUAUCAGACGCUGAGGAGGACGAGGACGCAUCACUGGAUAGUGACCUGGAUUCAGAGGAGCUGGCAGGAGGUGGGGGACAGCAGGGUCUAAAGGACCGGAAGUGUGUGCAGUUUGCUGAAGUAGAAGAUGGUAAAGAGGAGAACCAGGAAGAAGAGAAUCCACUGCUGGUACCUCUAGAGGAAAAAGCAGUCCUGCAGGAAGAACAAACCAACCUGUGGUUCUCAAAGGGUGGCUUCGAUGGGAUUGAGGAUGAUGCUGAUGAGGCCCUAGAGAUCGGCCAGGCCCAACUGUUGUACCAAAGUCGUCGUAAGGGGAAAGAGCAGCAGCAGCAGCAGCAGCAGCAGCAGCAGCAGCCUUCAAGUUUGAAGACAGAGAGAAUAUCUUCCCAGUGCCAAGAUGAGGCACCUAAGGGGACAGAGGCUCCAUCAGGAACAGAGGCUGCCCCUACCCCUGAAGGGGAAGAAAAAGAUGACGGUUCAGAUAGUGAUAGCAGCAGCAGUGAGGAUGAAGAGAGGGAACCACACCGAGGUAAGAAGCGGAGCCGGGGGCCUAAAUCCGAUGAUGGGUUUGAAGUCGUGCCUAUUGAGGAUCCAGUCAGACAUCGGAUACUGGACCCUGAAGGCCUUGCUUUAGGUGCUGUUAUUGCCUCUUCCAAAAAGGCCAGGAGAGACCUCAUAGAUAACUCCUUUAGUCGGUAUACAUUUAAUGAGGAUGAAGGGGAGCUUCCUGAGUGGUUUGUGCAGGAGGAAAAGCAGCACAGGAUAAGGCAGCUGCCUAUUGACAAGAAAGAAGUAGAGCAUUACCGAAAACGCUGGCGGGAAAUCAAUGCACGUCCCAUUAAGAAAGUGGCUGAGGCUAAGGCCAGAAAGAAACGGAGGAUGCUGAAGAAACUGGAGCAAACCAAGAAGAAGGCAGAAGCUGUGGUGAACACAGUGGACAUCUCAGAACGAGAGAAGGUGGCACAGCUGCGAAGUCUCUACAAGAAGGCUGGGCUUGGCAAGGAGAAACGCCAGGUCACCUAUGUUGUAGCCAAGAAAGGUGUGGGCCGCAAAGUACGCCGGCCAGCUGGAGUCAGAGGUCAUUUCAAGGUGGUGGACUCAAGGAUGAAAAAGGACCAAAGAGCCCAGCAACGUAAGGAGCAGAAGAAAAAGCACAGGCGGAAGUGAGCAGAGCUACCCAGGCCUCUGAGAAGCCAGCGUAAGGACUGGGGGGAAAGAGUCAUGCUACUUUGGCCUGCUUAGAGCCAGCCCCAACCCUUGGCUUGUAUUGCAGUUGUCUGAAAAGACAGUGAGGUGGGGUAUUUUGGUAUUUUAACUCUUGUGGUAUGUGUGGUGAGGACACCCUCCUGCCUGAGAGAAGCUCUCCCAUUAAAGCACAGCUGAAACGUCUCGGUGGUGCAGUUCACCUCCCCAACCCUUCCAUGAAUAUGGAGUAUUGGAUGAAAACAGUCAAGCUUUCUUAAAUCAUAAGGGGAAGUUCAGUGUUGGGGCGGCCUUCCUUGUAGUCUGUUCUUGGGCAAGUGGGCCUCUCAAGUCUUCCCUCAGUUCUGCCACUACUGGGUGUAAAAACCCUGCAUUUUGUGGGUUCAUAUUAUGUGCCGUAUUUAAUAGGUUUUAAACUCAGUGUGGGCAGAAAUGACAAACAAUCCACAGGUCCCAGUAGUAAAACAUUUACUAGAGCAAGCAGAAAGGAAUGCACAUCUUAAAGAAACCUUCACAAAGUCACAAAAUUUAGAUUUUGUAUAUUUCUUUUCCUUGUAUAAACAAGAUAGAACAAAAAUCAUCAAAAUCAUUUCAGCAAAAGAUUUCUCGACUACGUGACAAGUUAAAAAAAAAAAUACAAUGAAAUAGAAGACACUUAAAAUUUAAAAUUUGCAGUAUCUCAGACCAGAGCAAUCCUGGACUGGUUUCCAGGACCACCUCUUCCUCUUCAGUCGUAGCGGCUCUGGGAACCUCAAAGCCUCCUGAAGGCUGCCGCUGCCUACAUGUCUCAGGGCCGGACAAGAGCCUGGGCAUCGACCCCACUUAGAAUUGGACACCUCCCUUCUCUGCAAUGUCUGGAGCCACCAAAUUGCUUCCUACCUCAUCCCUGACCUCAAUGGACUGUGUUUCCAGAAGCCACCUCCUAAAAAGAGAAUUGCCUGGCUACACAGCUAGGAAAAAGAAUUCUAUUCUGUAGGUGUUUAUAAGGUGACAUUUUAGUAGAAAAUGCAAACUACACAGAAACCUGGAGUGAGCUGUGCCCUACAAGGCCCUUUCUUUCCCGGGUAUCUGCUACUGACCCUCAUGACCAUACAUGCAGAGCCAAAAGGGUCCCAGCUCUCACUGCUUCCAAAGACCAAAACACUUUCCCAAGGAACAUCACAAAAUGAUUCAGAGGAAGGAGUAGUAAUGUCUCCUAGCUCCAGCUGUAAGGGCAGGGAGUCCUCACACCCUGGGCCCCAACCCAGCCCUGAGACACCUAGUUACCAAAACCUUAUCUAAAAAUAAAAUUAAAGAUGACUGAUUCCACCUUUCGGCACAUGCCCUCUAACUGUCCCAUCGACUUUUCUUGCGUUUGGGUGGCUCAGGGACAGCAAAACCAUCAGCUGUCUUAUCUGUCUUGCUGUCCAUCUUGUCCAUCUUGCUGCUGUCCCCCUUGGGGUCCAUCUUGCUCUCACGAUUACAACCUUCUUUCCUGCUUUCACCAUUCCGACCAUCGUUUGGACCCCGGCUCUCCCCGUGUCGGCCUCCACUUCCUCCAUGCCUGUUCUCCCCAUGCCGAUGGCCAUCAGCAUGACGGCUGCUUUCUGGGUAGCGGUAUCCAUCUCCAUGGCGACCACCAUCUCCAUGUCGUGGGCUGUCGCCAUGCCGAUUGCCACUCUCUCCGUGACUAUGGCGGCUGCCACCCCGGUUGUCAGUGUAUCUCUCUCUCUUCCCAUUGCCUCCCCCAGUCCCUUCUCGGCUGUUACUCCCUGGAGCUGUGUUGUUGACUCCCUGGGCUCCAGCAGUCGGGUAGGUCACUGGGGCACUGCUGAUGUUCCCAGUAUUGCCAAAGCCUGGGAUGCUUUUGGCAGCACUGGUGAGGGGGCUGUCAGGACUGCUGUGACCCUGUUGGGCUGAACUGGUUGGAACAGAAUUCAAACUCCCUGCACUAGUCCAUCCACUUGCCCCAGCAGCAGAGCUCCCAGCUUUCUGGUUGCUUAGGCUGGCAGCAACGAAGUGACUCUUGUACUGUGACUGAAAGAGAAAACACAAGUAGGUAAAAUAGCAAGUUCAAGAAACUUGAAUACAUAAGCUUGGCAAUAAUAAUGAUAGCUAUACAAACUCUGUGCAAUCUCGGCACUGUGACAUUAGUAUGCUGACAUCCCCACAGUCCCUGUGGUUCUUGUGCUGUAAGGAAAGAUCAUGGACCUUUGUGGAGAGAGAGACCUCAAUGUACUGCAAUUUACUUUACAGCCUGACUAGAAUAAAGCAUCUACAUAUAAAACAAUUCAACA